This is a messenger RNA of Echinops telfairi (small Madagascar hedgehog), 2374 nucleotides long. It is a transcript of the gene TAT, whose product is annotated as tyrosine aminotransferase. Gene Ontology annotation, biological process: aromatic amino acid catabolic process; biosynthetic process. Gene Ontology annotation, molecular function: L-tyrosine:2-oxoglutarate transaminase activity; pyridoxal phosphate binding. The coding region runs from base 74 to 1435 and encodes 453 amino acids. NCBI's taxonomy places the organism in Eukaryota, Metazoa, Chordata, Mammalia, Afrosoricida, Tenrecidae. The transcript is spliced from 12 exons. The record is from RefSeq and is a predicted model, not a curated record.
CCUGUAGGAGAAGAAGUGAACUUUCAAGUUCAGCUACGCGGAGCCUGUUUCUCCUAAAUUUGGAAGGGUGGCAAUGGACGCUUAUGUGAUUCAGAUGAAUGGCAAUAGCGCCCUCCCCGCAGUUCGGGAUGUGCAAGUCAACAUUGGUGGGAGAAGCCCCUUUCAGGGAAAACUGAAAGGCAGGAAAGCCAGAUGGGCUGUGAAGCCCUCGGAUAUGUCCAACAACACUUUCAACCCCAUCCGGGCCAUUGUGGACAACAUGAAGGUGACGCCAAAUCCGAGCAAAGCAGCAAUCGCUCUGUCAAUUGGGGACCCAACGGUGUUUGGAAACCUGCCUACAGACCCUGAAGUGACACAGGCAAUGAAAGACGCUCUGGACUCAGGGAAGUACAACGGCUAUGCCCCAUCCAUUGGCUACCUAGCCAGUCGAGAGGAGAUUGCUUCUUAUUACCACUGCCCUGAGGCACCCCUGGAAGCUAAGGAUGUCAUUCUGACAAGCGGCUGCAGUCAGGCGAUCGAACUCUGUUUAGCUGUGUUGGCCAAUCCAGGACAAAACAUCCUAAUUCCUAGGCCUGGCUUCUCACUCUACCGGACUUUGGCAGAGUCUAUGGGAAUUGAGGUCAAACUCUACGAUCUGUUGCCUGAAAAGUCUUGGGAGAUUGACCUGAAACAAUUGGAAUCUCUGAUUGAUGAGAAGACAGCGUGUCUCAUCAUUAAUAACCCAUCAAACCCCUGUGGGUCCGUUUUCAGCAAACAGCACCUUCAGAAAAUUCUGGCAGUGGCUGCAAGACAAUGUGUCCCCAUCUUAGCCGAUGAGAUCUAUGGAGACAUGGUCUUUUCAGAUUGCAAAUAUGAGCCCCUGGCCACCCUCAGCACCAAGGUGCCCAUCCUGUCCUGUGGUGGGCUGGCCAAGCGCUGGCUGGUUCCUGGCUGGAGGCUGGGCUGGAUCCUCAUCCAUGACCGAAAAGAUAUUUUUGGCAACGAGAUCCGAGAUGGGCUGGUGAAGCUCAGCCAGCGGAUCCUGGGACCCUGCACCAUUGUCCAGGGAGCCCUAAAAAGCAUCCUGCAUCGCACGCCUCAGGAGUUCUAUGACAAGACGCUAAGCUUCCUCAAGUCUAACGCCGAUCUCUGCUAUGGGGCAUUGGCUGCUAUCCCUGGACUCCGGCCAGUCUGCCCUUCCGGGGCCAUGUACCUCAUGGUUGGCAUUGAGAUGGAGCACUUCCCCGAAUUCGAGAAUGACGUGGAGUUCACUGAGCGGUUAUUUGCCGAGCAAUCUGUCCACUGCCUCCCGGCUACGUGCUUCGAGUACCCGAAUUUCUUCCGGGUGGUCAUCACCGUGCCCGAGGUGAUGAUGCUGGAGGCCUGCAGCCGCAUCCAGGAGUUCUGUGAGCGGCACUACCAAGCUGAGGGAAGCCAGGAGGAGUGUGACAAAUAGGCCUUCGUCCAUCCUCCUGAAGAUGUGUCUCAUUCAGAGCGGGCUCGGCUGGCCUGCUGCUCCCCUGGGAAUGGGUGCCCCUAUGGGGAGAGGGCCCUCAAAAAAACACAACACCACAUCAAGAGCACAGCAUGCUUCUGCUUUCCUCCCUAGAUCUACAUAUACACUCUGGGGCUCAGGGUCCCCUCACACUCUUCUCUGUGGGAGGGACUCCCUAGCUCAUUAACAUGACCCCUGCCAUAGGGCUUCUCCUUUUCCCGGGGAAUACUGGGUGAGCGGAGUUUACAAAGGUGCAGCAGAGACAAGGAAGGGAAGAAAGAAAACUGGAGAGAGAGAGAGAGAGAACUUGAGUGCUCCCACAUUUCCUCGCCCUAACAGUAAGAACGCACUUUCCCCAGUCAGGUCGGAAGCCCCACUCUGUGCCAUCCUCACUUCCGGAACCCCUCACUGUAUGCAGUGCAGCCAAAGCGGGGAACAAGAGGGCACACCUGUAUUUAAUAAUCACAUCCUAAAUGCAUCAGGAAAAUUUGCUCCUUGAAGGAUUCCUGGCUGAAAUAUUUUCUUGGAUUUUUUAGGGGUGGGGGUGGGGAGGUGGAAGCAUUUUGUGAUGUAAAGAAACAUCUUCUUAAUUGAUCGACUUUGUAAAUUCACAUCGAUAUGUCUCAAGCUUUCGUAAAGAGGCACAGCAGUGCCAAGGAAAGGAGAAAUCAGAGGCUCCCUCCCCCAAAAUGCUGCUGAGUCAGAGCCAGGAAUAUCCUCCCUUGUGAUGGAAUCUUUCUUCCUUUUGCUAUAACAUUGAUGUUGAUUUAUUGACAUAUAUUAUGUUAUCUUUUCAUAUGUUUUGUAAGAAACAUUUAUAUUGUCAAGAUUCUUUAUUUUGGCAAGGGCAUAAAUUAUUAUUUUUCUUCUUUUUUUAAAAAAUAAAAUGUACUAACGAUG